AUGGCCCUCGUUGCACCUCUUCCUGGAGCGUAUGCUGUCGUAACGCUAGACCCCAUCACCACCCUCAGGUUAGUCGGCGUCUGCGACGAUCCGAUCGCAGAGGAAGAGCGCAGACAAAUGGUGUGUGGAAAGUACAUUGCGUGUAUCACCAAGCCCCGCAACGACUUCGACAUGUUAUUCUCCCAUUGCGCCUUCGAUAUUGACUUUGUCGUACAAGGUCUUCUUCCGGACGACCCAGCCACGUUUUAUCAUCACUCUAUGUCUGUCCCCAUUGCCCCCAACACCUUUCACCCCACAGGGCGUCGCUCGACGAAGGCGCUUCCGCCACUUCCCUGGAACGAUUGUUAUCACACGUUCCCCUUCCAUCUCGAGGGCCGGUGCGCUAUCACUAGGUCCAAGGAUACCCCUCAGAGCUGCCUUUCGACCGACGAGGCGUCUAUAUUAUGUGGCUUCAUGAGGACUGAUGACGACCACGUGUUCGACCAGGAGGAAGCGCGCAAGAACGGCACCCCCGUCUCCGUUUCGCCGAUCCCCGAGGUCUACUCCGACGUGCAGAUGAUGAUCAAGUUUGCCGAUGAACUCCCUCCGACUACGACACCUUGGUGGCACGAGAUCAUCAAGGUGACGGCCCUUCAAGACGAGCACUUGGACCCCCUCGCCGACGCCCCUCAGGGUACACGGGUGACAGAACAGGUGGAGUUCAGUCCACCUUCCGAAGAGCUUUCCCCGUUCCUUCGGUUUACGUACGACUUGUCGAGCUUUGAGAGUCCACCGCAUCCGUCGGGCUUUCUCGAGGAGCUCAAAGAGCUCAGAGGGAUCUAUCAGCGUCAUCUCGACCGGCGCCACAACGAGGUCAUUGACCAUAUCGAGCAAGCCAAGGCAAUCGACGAGACCCAUAUGGCGGAGCUCAAGGCGAAGGGUCUUCGUGUCGAAGGCCAGCAGAAGCCGCGUGGGCCCCGUCGUCUCACUCGGCAUUACGUCGACCUUGUUGCGUGUUUGCGCUCGUCAUCAGCACUCUGA
Molecule: messenger RNA, 1020 nt
Organism: Schizophyllum commune H4-8
Lineage: Eukaryota; Fungi; Basidiomycota; Agaricomycetes; Agaricales; Schizophyllaceae
Exons: 4
Coding region: 1-1020 (339 amino acids)
Source: RefSeq, a predicted model, not a curated record